Molecule: messenger RNA, 652 nt
Organism: Dufourea novaeangliae
Lineage: Eukaryota; Metazoa; Arthropoda; Insecta; Hymenoptera; Halictidae
Gene: mRpS24
Product: 28S ribosomal protein S24, mitochondrial
Exons: 3
Coding region: 155-652 (165 amino acids)
Biological process (GO): translation
Cellular component (GO): mitochondrion
Source: RefSeq, a predicted model, not a curated record
GAAUGCAAAACUUUCGUAGUUUUAUUUUAAACUGUUGGUAUAUCUGUUGUGUAUGGAUGAAAAGUGGUACAUAUUCAAAUCCGGUGUAUCUAAUUCUUCUAUAUUGAAUUAAAUACAAUUGUGUCUGUUUCUAAUAAAUAUCAACGUAAAAAAAAUGAGUGUAACGUCAUAUAUGCGUGCUAUGUUGACGAUUAAGCAAGAUUGCCCUUUAAAAAGAUACAUUCAUAUUAGCGGAGUACAUAAUAAAACACAGGCUGGGCGUUACAGGCCUAUACCAAAAAAACCUCAAUCAUUAACAUAUGAAAUGGCAAAUCCUCCUCAUUAUAUUGUUGCUAGAAAGUCUUGGAAUUCUUGGAAUACUUCUAAUGUAAAAGAUGGUAAUAGACCAUCAGAAUCUGCUGUGGAGGAUAUAUUUAUACGGAAUUUUAUAAAUGGAACAUGGCAUAAUUUAGUUUUAAAUGAGGUAAUUAUUAAACGACAACAUAAUGUAAUCAGAAUUGCUGUUAUUGUUAUACGAAGGAUUACAGCCAUUAAAAUGUAUUACUUAAUGGGCUAUUGUGAAGAACUAUUAAGUUAUUGGCUGCAUUGCCCAGUUAAAAUGGAAAUUGUAACCGUACAAGAAAAAGAAGACGUUGUAUACAAAGUAAUAUAA